Messenger RNA from Lolium perenne, 634 nucleotides. NCBI's taxonomy places the organism in Eukaryota, Viridiplantae, Streptophyta, Magnoliopsida, Poales, Poaceae. The record is from RefSeq and is a predicted model, not a curated record.
CAGAUGCGCACCCACAAGAUCGGGCACAUGUCCGGCCGGUUCGAUCCGAACCGGACGUCCAAGGUGCCGCUCACCAAGGCCCAGGUGGCCAGCCGGGUGAACCACAUCACCAAGGCGAACCUGGCGGAGGACUGGAGCUACGGGCUGGUGCCCUGCGACAGGAACCAUCCACCGGCGCGGGUUUUUGAGCGCCAGAACGCCGAGGACGGCGACCUGGCGACGAAGAGGUGGACGCCGGAUCUCGUCGAUCCGGCUGACCAAGCCGGCGACCAUGCCGGCGACGACGACCUGCCGCAGGCGCCUGAUCUAGGCGGCCAGGGGGAGCACAAUCCGCCCCCUUCACCAGAGCACCAGGAGGAGGAGGAGCCGGCGACGUCCGGCACGGGGCCAAUCCCCGCCGUGCCUCUGCGCACGAGGCCGCCAAGCGCCACGGCGACUUCGGCGCCCAAGGGCACGAAGAGAGCCGGCUCCACCGCCGCCGCGGAGUCGAGGGCGAAGAAACAGCGCCGGCAUCAGCCGAAGAAGGUCCCGGAGCAAGCCGGGUGAGUUCUCUCUCUCUUUUUCUUGUUUGAUUCCUUUUCUUUCCUUACUUUUAUGCUUAUUAUCUUUCUGUUUAUCCGGCUAGGGCCCCUAU